Messenger RNA from Serinus canaria (Common canary), 1733 nucleotides. It is a transcript of the gene SCTR, whose product is annotated as secretin receptor. Gene Ontology annotation, cellular component: plasma membrane. Gene Ontology annotation, biological process: adenylate cyclase-modulating G protein-coupled receptor signaling pathway; brain development; cell surface receptor signaling pathway. The record is from RefSeq and is a predicted model, not a curated record. Gene Ontology annotation, molecular function: G protein-coupled peptide receptor activity; peptide hormone binding; secretin receptor activity. NCBI's taxonomy places the organism in Eukaryota, Metazoa, Chordata, Aves, Passeriformes, Fringillidae.
AUGCUCUCUAGAGCUCAGCAGCUGGAGAGAAACAUUGGCUAAGGAUGGUCAAAGCUGGGAAGGGAAAAGGCAAGGAGGGAGAAGGAUGAAGUGAAAAGAGCUAGCAGCCACACUGGAGAGCAUAAACAGUCUGCUGACCUCUGAUGCAUGAGGGAUGAAGAAAACAGACUGUGAUUGACUAUGUGGACCAUCUGGGUGUUCUUCUGGAUUUCAGCUGUCCCGAUCAAAGCUAUUCCACCUGUCUGUGACCUUCUGAGCGUCCUGAAAAGGGAGGAAGAAAGGUGUGUGGAGACUCUUUCCCUGGAGGCAAGGAACAGAACGACUGAAAAUGAUCUGCUCCUGAGCUCAGGCAGAUGUGCUGGAAUGUGGGACAACAUGAGCUGCUGGCCUUCAUCCACUGUGGGACAGACUGUCAAUGCUCACUGCCCUGAAUUCUUUCAGAUGCUGACUGGGAAAAAAGGUUUUGUGUACCGAAACUGUACAAGUGAGGGCUGGUCAGAGCCGUACCCAAGACCUGACAUUGCUUGUGGCUACAAUGUCAACGACACCACCAACGAGGCCAGACGUUCCUAUUUCAUGACCCUGAAGACCAUGUACACCAUCGGAUACUGCACCUCUCUCGUGACAUUGAUGAUAGCCUUGGUGGUCCUGGCUUCCUUUAGAAGGCUUCGCUGUACAAGGAACUACAUCCACAUGCACCUCUUCACGUCAUUCAUUUUGCGAGCCUCAUCCAACUUCAUCAAGGAUGUUGUCCUGUUUUCCUCUGAGGACACAAAUUACUGUGGGGCAUACACGGCUGGCUGUAAGCUCACCAUGGUCUUCUUUCAAUAUUGCAUCAUGUCUAACUACAGCUGGCUCCUCGUGGAAGGGCUGUACCUCCACACUCUCCUGGUGAUUUCCUUCUUCUCGGAAAGGAAGUUCCUCUGCUGGUUCAUCGCCCUCGGAUGGGGUGCCCCAAUGGUGUUUGUGGCUGCAUGGGCGACUGCUCGGCAGCUCCAUGAAAAUAUUGGGUGUUGGGACAUUAACACUGAUGCCAAUACCUGGUGGAUCAUUAGAGGCCCCAUAGUUGUGUCUAUAUUUAUUAAUUUCAUUCUCUUUGUCAACAUUUUAAGAAUCCUGAUGAGGAAGCUCAGCUCCCCCGAAAAACGGAGCAGUGAUUUCAACCAAUACAAGAGACUUGCAAAGUCAACACUCCUCCUCAUCCCUCUCUUUGGGGUCCACUAUAUCAUCUUUGCUUUUUUCCCUGAGGAUGCAAGCAGCGGCACAAUGGAAAUUCAGCUGUUUUUUGAAUUGGCUCUUGGAUCAUUCCAGGGCUUUGUUGUGGCUGUACUUUAUUGUUUUCUUAAUGGUGAGGUUCAGCUGGAAGUUCAGAGAAAGUGGAGGCAGUGGCAUUUAAGCAAGCACUGGCGACAGCAUCUCAGCACGUCAGCGAGUAACGGAGGAAGCGGCUUGACCCAAGAGAUGCAGAUGGUGAGGUCCAGCCCGGCAGAGCACAGGAGAGGAACCCUCCAAAGGUCAAGUGUGCUUUAACUCUGUGCACCUGAGGGUACCUCCACGCUCAGAUACACAUGGCUGAGUCCCAUGGACUGAGCUGGGAGUCCUGUGUCCAUGUCCAAAGCGGGACUUGGCUGUGGAUCAGCGGCUCUUGGAGCACAUCUGUUUGUGUAUAUCCUGUGCAGCACCAUGGUUAUUUUGCAAAGCAAAAUGGGCCAAAAUAUUAUGCUCUUCCUUGA